UUCAUCAAACGACUAUCUUUAUAAACCGCCUACCCACAAUUCCACUUCCUCUUUCCUGUCUCUCUCUCGCCGCCAUGAAGGUCGAGUUGUGCAGUUUCAGUGGGUAUAAGAUUUAUCCCGGUCACGGCCGGCGAUAUGCCCGAAUCGACGGAAAGGUGUUCCAGUUUUUGAAUGCCAAGUGCGAAUCUGCUUUCCUGACCAAGAGGAACCCCAGGCAGAUCAACUGGACCGUUCUGUACAGGCGCAAGCACAAGAAGGGCCAGUCUGAAGAGGUGACAAAAAAACGCACACGCCGCGCAGUGAAGUUCCAGAGGGCCAUCACUGGUGCCUCUCUUGCUGAGAUCCUGGCCAAGAGGAACCAGAAGCCCGAGGUGCGCAAGGCGCAGAGAGAGCAGGCUAUCAGGGCUGCCAAGGAGGCCAAGAAGGCAAAGCAGGCAGCCAAGAAAGUGACCACCAAGAGUACCAAGGCCCCUACCAAGGCUGCGCCCAAACAGAAGAUUGCCAAGCCUAUGAAAGUCAACGCUCCUCGUGUUGGUGGAAAACGUUAAAUUGGUCUGGUGUUUUGUGUACUAAUAAAAUUAUCACAAUACAAUCUU
This is a messenger RNA of Tachysurus fulvidraco (yellow catfish), 596 nucleotides long. RefSeq names its product ribosomal protein L24 (gene rpl24). Gene Ontology annotation, cellular component: cytosolic large ribosomal subunit. The coding region runs from base 75 to 548 and encodes 157 amino acids. Gene Ontology annotation, biological process: cytoplasmic translation. The transcript is spliced from 6 exons. Gene Ontology annotation, molecular function: structural constituent of ribosome; mRNA binding. Lineage: Eukaryota; Metazoa; Chordata; Actinopteri; Siluriformes; Bagridae. The record is from RefSeq and is a predicted model, not a curated record.